AUGGCAGACGCGAGUUCAUUACCCUCCUCACCCGUGGAACGGUCUUCAAGUCCUCUCACCAUGGCAGACGACAGUUCAUUACCAUCCUUACCCAUGGAGCGGUCUUCAAGUCCCUUCACCACGGCAGACGACUGUUUAUUACCCUCCUCACCCGCGGAACGGUCUUCAAGCCCUAUCUCCAUGUCAGACGACAGUUCAUUACCAUCCUCUCUCCUGCCUGAUUGGCUGAUAGAGAGGUACGGGGAAUCCAUUUCUCGGAGAGCCCGGCAGUUCGACCCCAUGAGGCUUCAAAUUGCGGUCGAGAACCUCCCGCGAGAGGAGGAUACGCAAUACAUCGUUGGGCUUAUUCAAAUGUACAAGGAUUCGAAUACAUAUAUUGAGGAUACUAUGCAAGAAGAUGGCGCAUUUGUUGUUGAUUUGAGUACUAUGCCGCAUGGGUUGAGUAUGAAGAUCUGGAAUUAUCUGAUGAAAACACAGCUCAGGAGGGGUAUUAUUGAAUAA
Molecule: messenger RNA, 501 nt
Organism: Trichoderma aggressivum f. europaeum
Lineage: Eukaryota; Fungi; Ascomycota; Sordariomycetes; Hypocreales; Hypocreaceae
Exons: 3
Coding region: 1-501 (166 amino acids)
Source: RefSeq, a predicted model, not a curated record